Messenger RNA from Miscanthus lutarioriparius, 366 nucleotides. Lineage: Eukaryota; Viridiplantae; Streptophyta; Magnoliopsida; Poales; Poaceae. The record is from the annotation of a GenBank genome assembly.
AUGUACGGCGGAGGCAGCAGCAGCCGCUGCAGUUCCGCCAGCACCAGUGGGGACGGCGACGGCGACGGCGACGUGAAGCAGAAGCAGCAGCGGCUGCCAAUGAAGGAGAGGGAGAAGCCCAACGUGGAGGAUGGAAGCCGCCGGAGGGGGAGGGGGAGGGAGAGGGAUCAGCUGCAGGAAGAACAAGAGGAGGCUGCUGCGGCUUCUUCAGGUGGUUCUUCAUCAACAACGGCUUGUCGACGACGGCUGCGGCUGUCGGUGUCCAUGGGGAGCCGGCUGGCGAGUGCGGCGCGGGAGCAGAGGGCUCGCCUCUACAUCAUGCGCCGCUGCGUCUCCAUGCUCGUGCGCUGGAAGCACGACGACUAG